CGCGCGAGGGGUCAUGCUGACCGUCUCCGUCAUAGAGAUGUUCCUGCCGCAGCUGCGCCGUCCCGAGCGCUGGCUCGAGGGCGCCCUGGCAGCUGGCGCCGGGGCUGGCGCCUUCGCGGCCCUGAGGAUGCUCCUGCCCGAGCCCGAGUACGCGAAGCUGAAGGACGACGAGGACGACCUCGAGAUGGUCCACAGCACAAGCGCGGCGGACUCUGGCAGCGGGGUGAAGCGCAGGCAGAACGCUGAGAGGGGCAGCUUGGCCAGCUUGGAGGCCGGCGAGGCGCUCGGCGUCACCGGCGCGGCGGCAGACGACGCGGAGAAGAAGCACGCCAAGCACUGGCGGCUGGCGGUCCUGCUGACGGUCGCGCUGACAGCGCACAACUUCCCCGAGGCGCCCGCGUGCGGCUCCCGGCACGCGGCGUCCCGCGCGCACGCGCGCGCCCUGGGCACUCCAGCUGCAGCCCUUCGGCG
This is a messenger RNA of Prorocentrum cordatum, 471 nucleotides long. Lineage: Eukaryota; Dinophyceae; Prorocentrales; Prorocentraceae. The record is from the annotation of a GenBank genome assembly.